Molecule: messenger RNA, 1564 nt
Organism: Parasteatoda tepidariorum (common house spider)
Lineage: Eukaryota; Metazoa; Arthropoda; Arachnida; Araneae; Theridiidae
Biological process (GO): ubiquitin-dependent protein catabolic process; double-strand break repair; protein K48-linked ubiquitination
Cellular component (GO): nucleus; site of double-strand break; cytosol
Molecular function (GO): metal ion binding; histone binding; ubiquitin protein ligase activity
Source: RefSeq, a predicted model, not a curated record
UAAAAAAAUAAUCUGAAAUAUUUUUUUCCAGAUGAAGCUCAGAGUGAUAAGGCUAAAGAGAGCAUACGAGCAAAGUGUGUCCAGUACUUAGAGAGGGCAGAAAAGUUAAAGAAAUAUUUGAAAGACAAGCAAAAGAAGCGUAUUAACGACAGAGAGGACGGUGCUACAUCUAUAAAUGGCAGCAACAGAAGUGAUAGUGAUGAUGACCUUGAAAAAAAGAAACUUUCCCACCAAUUAGAAGGUAGAUUUAAUGCAACUAACCAAACCGGGACAGCUGUUAAAUUUAGUGCUCCAACUGGGAAUGAUGCUAUAAUGAAAGAUGGGGUAUCCACGAGUAUUAGUACAAGAUAUCAAUGCAUCACUUGUUUAUUUGGCUCGUUUAGUGCUCCAACUGGGAAUGAUGCUAUGAUGAAAGCUGGGGUAUCCACGAGUAUUGAUACAAGACAUCAAUGCGUCACUUGCAGGGAAGAAUAUAUACAUAAACGUUGGGAGGAAGCGAGGAGGAAAUUGUAUGCAAAAUUUAAGAAAGGCGGUGGUGCUGCUCCUGGUUUAGGUUUUGGGAAUACUACUCAAACAACUGGUGGUCUUUUUGGAGCACCUGAUGAAGCUUCUACAUCAGCUUUCUCUUUUGGAAAUACUACAGCUCAGUCAAAACCACGUUUUAGUUCUACGGGAGGAAUGACAAAUAAUACAUUUAGAUCUACAGGAGAAGGAACACAAAAAACUCAAAAUGCACGAUUGUUUAGCAAAUCUGUGGGAUUCGGUGAUCCCUCUACAUCUACAGCACCUGCUUUUAAUUUUGGUAGCACUGACAUAGCUCUUUUUCCCCAAAAGAAUCAACAAAAGUUAGAGAAGUUAAAAGCCAAACAAGAAAAAAAUGCUAAAGAUGAUUUUAAAAAACUCAUAGAAGAUGAAUUAAUCUGUAAUAUUUGCACAGAGAUUUUGAUAAAGCCAAUAACCUUGGGAUGCUCUCACACAUUCUGUAAAUUUUGUAUUUCUGAAUGGAAAGAACAGAAAGGAGAGUGUCCAAUGUGUCGAGCAAGUAUUAAGACUGAAAUACCUUGUCUAUUUUUGGACAAUUUUAUAAGCAAAGCUGUGGAGCAAAUAGAUCCAGCUAGUGUUGUAAAAAGAUUAGAAAUAAUAAAAUGUAGAGAAGAAGAACAAAAAAAGAAUAUAUAUAAGCCACCAGAACAGCCACACCAACCUUCAAACGUGCCUCCAUAAUUCUAAUGGGCUAUAAAUUCAACCUUUAAAUGUAUAGCCCAUUUCCAAUCUACAGUUAUGCCCAGCUACGUCCAAAUACAAUUUAUGAGAUAUCAAACUUUAGACAAAUACUGAACAGACCAACAAAUGAAUUUUCCUACUAUAAAUGAAUGACUUUUUUAACUCUUAUUAUACUUUUAAAAGAUAUGUGCUUUUUUUUAAUUGUCAAUGAUUUAUUUUUUCAAUGUUAUCUAAGAUGUUAAUAGUUUUGUGGAUCUUACUGAGUAUUCUUCAUAAACUUAUUUUUUAGAAUGUAAUUUACUUAUGAAACUUUUUUAUAAUAAACAAAUAAAAAAACUUG